AUGAACAAUAACACUCCUCCCCUCGAUAUCACCCGUAAAGUGGUUAUCGUCGGUGCAGGCCCAGUAGGAUGUCUCGCGGCAAUUGCCUUCGCUAAAAUGAAAUGGCAGGUCGAGGUCUAUGAAGCGAGGCCAGGUAAAGGCGACAAUGUUCUCGUCACCCAUUGUCUUGAUUCUUUUUUUCAAGAUUUACGGCUAUCAUCUUCGAAAGCGGCUGCUCAACAACGAUCUAUUAACCUGGCUAUUUCAUCGCGUGGCAUCGCCGCUCUACGAGCCGUCGAUGCCUCUGCAGCUGAGAGGUUUCUGCAAACGGUCAUCCCUAUGCGUGGGCGGAUGAUUCACGACAGACAGGGAAAUCUACAAAGCCAACAAUAUGACAAGGACGGCCAGUGCAUCAAUUCCAUAGAUCGCACUCUUCUAAACGAAGGACUACUGGAGGAGGCCUCGGCAACGCCCAACAUCCAUUUGAACUUCGAGCACAAGGUCCUUUCAGCUGAUUUCGACCAAAGGGUGCUGUUCCUUCGGGACGGCAAUUCGGGAGCAGAUGUCCGAGUCAAAUUCGACCUGUGUAUCGCUGCAGACGGGAGUCAUUCCAUCAUAAGGAGACAAUUGAUGAGGGUUGUGAGAAUGAACUUUCAGCAAGAAUAUAUUCCUCAUGAGUAUAUUGAACUUAAAAUGCCGGCAGGACACGACGAGCACGGCAAUCCUGCCUUCCUCCUUGAUCCGAAUCAUCUCCACAUAUGGCCUCGCCACUCCUUCAUGCUCAUCGCUCUGCCAAACAAAGUAAUCACGCACGCAGCUUCUAUGUGCUUCCCACCUAACGAGAUUCAAUUUCAGGAUAAGACAUUCACUUGCACCCUCUUCGCGCCUACUGUCGAGUUUGAUCGCUUGAUCACUCGCGAAGACAUCCUGUUGUGGUUCCAGAAUCAUUUUCCAGAUGCACUGUCGCUACUUGGCGAGGACAAAUUGUUGAAAGAUUUUGAGAAAAACCCCCGUAGCCCCCUGAUUACUACGAAGUUAACGCCUUAUCAUUACAAAGAUCGGUGUGUAAUUCUCGGUGACGCUGCCCACUCGAUGGUACCCUUUUUCGGACAAGGGCUUAACUGUGGUCUCGAAGACGUUCGGGUGUUGCUCACACUGCUGCAAGAAGAAUGCGUUGUCCCUACUAGAGCUAUGCCUAAUUCGGGAGACCCUGAAUCUGACUUCAUAGACCAGAGGCUAGCCAAGGCAUUGGCUCGUUAUUCUGCAAGUAGGCACGAAGAUGUCGUUGCCAUAUGCGAACUUGCAAUGGACAAUUACAUUGAAAUGCGCCACUCCGUAACAACGCCUGUCUACAUCAUUAAAAAGGCGCUCGACCACCUUUUGUUUUCAUUGACCGCUCGUGGACCCACGGUUCUUUCGUCUCUGGGUGACUCAUUGUCCCGCAUCGCCUUCCCGACUGCCAAUCCUCGCGGCUGGUUGCCUCUCUACACCAUGGUUACAUUCCGUCCCGAUAUCAGUUAUGCUACCGCUAGGAGGAAAGCAGCUCGACAGGCCAUCAUUCUCACCACUAUGGCAAGACUUGGAACCGUUGGCAUGUGUGCCACGAGCUUCUACCUUACGUGGAGAGUCUUACGUUGGCUGCGAAGUCAAAGAUAAUGUCCUCACUGUUGUGAAUUAUCGAACCUCGUGCUACCAUGGGUGAAAUGCAAAUAUUUGGGCGAAGCUCUUAUUUAAAAUCUAGAAUUUUCCGUGGUCUCGAGCGCAGAACAUUUGAGCGGUGAUUAAUUUGAGCAUUCCGACCAUGGAAUUAAUUCGCAGAAAAGAUUGCUGGGAGCGCGUGCUCGUCUGACCCGAUUCGUCCAAAGGAGAAUGCCAG
Molecule: messenger RNA, 1855 nt
Organism: Suillus fuscotomentosus
Lineage: Eukaryota; Fungi; Basidiomycota; Agaricomycetes; Boletales; Suillaceae
Product: FAD/NAD(P)-binding domain-containing protein
Exons: 5
Coding region: 1-1635 (544 amino acids)
Biological process (GO): quinolinate biosynthetic process; NAD+ metabolic process; L-tryptophan catabolic process
Cellular component (GO): mitochondrial outer membrane
Molecular function (GO): FAD binding; kynurenine 3-monooxygenase activity; NAD(P)H oxidase H2O2-forming activity
Source: RefSeq, a predicted model, not a curated record